Planococcus citri (citrus mealybug) is the source of this 1686-nucleotide messenger RNA. Its product is annotated as maltase 1-like. The record is from RefSeq and is a predicted model, not a curated record. Gene Ontology annotation, biological process: carbohydrate metabolic process. The coding region runs from base 94 to 1686 and encodes 530 amino acids. The transcript has 9 exons. Lineage: Eukaryota; Metazoa; Arthropoda; Insecta; Hemiptera; Pseudococcidae.
ACGAGUGUGAAAUAAAUAAAGAAUAAAAAUCACAAUUGAAUCCAUUUCUCUUCUGUGAUGGUAAAAGUAUUAGUGCUCCAAUAAGGAAGCAAAAUGAAAAUAUUUGUGUUUUACCUUUGGCUACAGUUUUGUUGGGGUUGUUUUGCAAAAUUAGACACAGAAUGGUGGACACACACAAUAAUUUACGAAAUGAUUCCACACACUUUCAAAGACAGCGAUGGAGAUGGAAUUGGUGACUUCAAAGGAAUCACAUCGAAACUUGAUCACUUCGUCGACUUGGGGAUAGAAACAAUCCAUUUGACUCCAAUGUACGAAACGUCUGCGAGGGAUAUGGGAUAUGACAUAACAGACUAUUAUGAAGUUGAUCAUAGACUUGGUACCAUGAGUGAUUUGGAAGAACUCAUUAGAGAGAUGAAUAAAAAAAAUAUGAAAUUGGUACUAGAUUUGGUAAUCAAUCAUAGUGGCCAUAAACACGAAUGGUUUCAAAAAUCCAUCGAUCGAAUCGAUCCAUAUACUGAUUUUUAUAUGUGGAAGGAUUCCAAAGGCGUCGAUAAUGAAACAAAUCAGGAAAUACCGCCAAAUCAAUGGGUGAGUCUGUUUUUCCGUAAACCUGGUUCGGGUUGGACAUGGAAUGAAAAACGAAAACAAUUUUAUUUUCAUCAGUUCUUGAUAGAGCAACCUGACUUCGACCUGAGAAAUGAAGAUUUGAAGAAAGAGUUAUGGAAAAUGAUCGAAUUUUGGCUCGAUAAAGGUGUGGCUGGAUUCAGACUAGACGCUACUCCUUUUUUCUUCGAAGAUAAAGAAUUUAGAGACGAUGAUAUAUAUUUGCGACAAUUCAACCAACCAGAAACCAUCGAAUUUAUACACGAAUUUCGGACGUACUUGGAUAAAUAUAAUGAGAAACAUGACGGUUUUGAAAGAAUUUUUAUUGCGGAAGCACAUGCUCCAGAUGACGUUAUAGUACAAUACUAUGAUAGAGAGAAUUACACAGUAACACAUUUCCCCUACACAUUUUUGUUUGAAUACUUCCGUCGACCUUUGGAUGCAACAACAUUGCAAUUUUAUCUCCUAUUUUGGUCGUUUUAUCUACCUAAAGGAAAAAUAUCAGCUUGGAUGACUCAGGAUCACGAUGGUUGGAGGGUAGGAUCACGAAUUGUUCCAGAAUACGCCGAUAUUUUCACAAUAUUAUCGAUGAUGUUGCCCGGAACAGUAGGAGUUUAUUAUGGACAAGAGAUUGCCAUGAUGAACGGGUUCGCUACAGAGGACCAAUUUAAGGAUUUCUCUGGUCGUGGAGGCAGAGAUCCUGGCAGACUUUUGAUGCAAUGGGAUGAUUCUUUAAAUGCUGGAUUUUCAACAAACGUUACAACCUAUUCACCUGUGAAUUCUGAUUACUUUCAAAGAAAUGUUGCUGUACAAAAAGUACAACCAGUUAGCCACUACAAUUUGUUCAAAGAUUUAACUACGUUGAGAAAAACAAACACUUUCAGAUUUGGAGCAUAUAGGACUGAUGCAUAUCCUCCCAAUAUUUUCUGUUUGACAAGAUCAUACAAAGGCAAUGUCCUUGCAGUAGUGGUCAAUUUCGACAAAGAAUUUUCCAGAGUUAAUUUAACCCAAAUAUUGCACAAUGGUCCGCAUGAGAUUUCAGUUGUUGCAGCGUCUGUGAAUUCCGGAUACACAAAAGGGUAA